Molecule: messenger RNA, 2271 nt
Organism: Trifolium pratense (red clover)
Lineage: Eukaryota; Viridiplantae; Streptophyta; Magnoliopsida; Fabales; Fabaceae
Exons: 14
Coding region: 53-2047 (664 amino acids)
Molecular function (GO): acyltransferase activity, transferring groups other than amino-acyl groups
Source: RefSeq, a predicted model, not a curated record
AGGAAGGAGCUAGAAAAUAGCCAUUGAUUGCUUUAAUAAAAAAAAAAUAGCCAUGACCUCUCCCGCUUCUAUAAAAUCGAAAAAGCAAACCCAAAUUGAACACCAAAACAAAAAAAACAUGGCGCCAAAACCAAAAAACUCCUCAAUCUUCAUCGGUAACUGCCAAAUUACUGUCGAAGCCACCACUUUCACCUGCAAUUCCACUUCCAACGAUCUCUUAAUCACUCUCCCUCGUAGCGGAAAGAUCAAAGUAUCUGAUGUUUCUGGUAACCAUAAAAACGCUUCUGAAGAAACUGAACGAGAGUUUGUGUUGCUUAAUCCUAAAGAUGUUGAUGAUAUUAGCAAAGGAUACAUUCAGGAAGUAUUAGAGAUGUAUAUGACAGAGCUACCUGGAAUGAAUUAUGCUGCGAAUACUGGAAAGCAAUCGAAGUUUCUUGAGAGAUGUGUGACUAAUGGGAAAUAUCGAACACUACUUCUGAAGUCCAAUUUGACCGGAGAUUUAGGGAAGGUUAUUGCUGCAAUUACUUAUCAAAUCAUCCCUGCAGAUACCCAAUAUGCAGAGAUCCCACUUGCAGCUGUCAAUGCAAUCUAUCAACGGAAGGGUAUUGGUCAUCUGUUGUUUCUAGAGCUACGGAAGAGACUUCAGAAUGUUGGCAUUCGCUCCAUUUUUUGUUGGGGAGACAAAGAAUCUGAAGGAUUUUGGCUUAAACAGGGUUUUUCAUCAAUAGCACAGGUGGAUACAAAAGGUAGAGCCCGCAGGCUACCUGUAAAAGCUGAUAUUCGCAAAGCAUUAUGCUUUCCUGGUGGUUCGACUCUCAUGAUUUUACACCUAAGGAAGGAAUUGUUGGAGGACAAUUCUAACUCUGGGAAGUGUCUCCCCUCACAGCCUCAUCAGAAUUCCUUUACACCUGCAAUUGUUGAAAAUGAGGGGCCUGAAUCCUCAGGGGAACCACUCAUUAAUUUGAAAACUUCCCGUAGAACAGGCACAAAUCAAAGUAAACCUAAGGCUUUGGUAAAAGUUGGAACUUCACGAGGACAUGGAAAACUCAGUGGAUUUGACAGUCAGAAUCCUAAGAACUGCUGCAAUGACACUGUUGCUUCUGCCAGAGCAAAUGAUGAUAGACAAACAAGUGGUGCAGAUUGUUCCCAGGAUGGAAAUAAUGCUAAUGUAGCAAAUUGUUCUCAAUCUACAAAAGUUGCAAAGAGGGCCUGGGAAGCUUCUUCAUCCUCGUUGAAAUCAAAGAGAGUGAGAGGAAGCCAGAUAGCUGACUGUCAUUCAGAUUCUAGCUGGGGUUUUGUCUCAGAGGCUGAUAGGACCAAUCCUUGUUCUUUGGAAGCCCCUCAUUGCAAUACUGCAAUUACAGAGAACUCAACAAAAUGUAUUGGAGACCAUAUGCAUGUAGAAGCUCCCCUCAGCCUAAAACUGCAAUCAACUAAACAAUGCUUUAGAAUCAUGUUGAUGAAUAUCACUGAUGAUGCUAAGAAAACACAGCUUGCAAAGGUGAUUGAAGACCUUGGUGGCACUAUUGCCUCUGAUGGAAGCACAACCACACAUGUUGUCACAGGACAAGUGAGAAAAACUCUGAAUUUCUGUACCGCCCUCUGUUCCGGUGCUUGGGUGGUAUCAUCAAGUUGGUUAAAAGAAAGUUUUCGGAAAGGCAGAUUUGUUGAUGAAUCACCUCACAUUCUGAAUGAUAAGGAUUAUUUGUUGAAGUAUAAUUCAGAUUUAAGAAGUGCAGUUUUCCGAGCAAAAGCUUGUCCCCGUGCUUUGUUUAAGGGGUAUAAUAUAUGUAUUGCAGCUAAUGUUGGAACUUCUGCAAAAACUCUGUCUGCUAUUGUUAGGUCUGCUGGUGGUAAUGUUAUUAGUGGACUCGAAAAAGUAAAUGAAGGAUCAACAACAAUCUUUGUGACUUGUGAAGAAGAUAUUGAAGAAGCAAUCAUGGCUUCAAAGAAAGGUAUAAGGACUUUCAGCAGUGAGUGGUUUAUGAACUGUGUCAUGAGACAAGAGCUUGACUUGGAAGCCCCCCAAUUAAUAGAGUCCUUAUGAAGAUAUUAACAUUCAUUUUGGUAUGUAUAGAAGAAUAUUUAUGUUUCAUCUAAAAUUUAAAUAAAUGACUACUUUUUUUUUAGCACAAUAAGAGCUUGUUAGCAAGCAUGUUCUUUGCAUGGAGGAUGGUUUACUGGAUUAAAUCUCAAACUAGGUUUCAAAAGAUACUGUAAUUGGGCAUAUGUUAGCUUUUGCAAUGAUUUUUUCGAUUGGAAAACGUAUAA